This is a messenger RNA of Fusarium musae, 1020 nucleotides long. RefSeq lists its product as uncharacterized. The record is from RefSeq and is a predicted model, not a curated record. NCBI's taxonomy places the organism in Eukaryota, Fungi, Ascomycota, Sordariomycetes, Hypocreales, Nectriaceae. Bases 1 to 1020 code for a protein of 339 amino acids. The transcript has 4 exons.
AUGGAUAAAAGUCGCAUUGUUCCUGCGUCCAUCCUGCACGCAAUCUUGUUCUGUCUACUGACACUGUGUCUCGCGAAAGAAGACGAAAGCUAUGACAACUCGACUAACUACCGUCCUCGCAACGUCACAGGUCUCGGCAACUUCUACCAAUGGGUUGGAUCGUACUAUAACGCGACAGCGGAAGUGGAAUUAACACCCAUCUUCGGUGACGUCUGGAACGAAACGAUAUUCGGCCCCAACUACACGGAUAAUCUAUGCCCUGAACUAAAGAACUCGACCCAAAUCACCAAAUACGACGCCAUUCUGAGUAUCCUUGAGAAAGGCAAAUGGAACGCUGGAAGUAACUCUGUUAUUUUCUGGUUGACGCUUAUCCCUAAAUCCUCGGCGGAGUUCAACGUCUCCUCUCUUGGUGCCGAUUUCACCCCAAGCCCAGAUGGAUUUUGGCGACCCAAAGAGGGAAAAGGCCCUGAUCUCUUCAACUUCACCACUACCCAGACCAAAUCGGGAGCUUACAACAUCAGCGCGCUACUCCAGCGCAACGAGCCGAAACCGUACUCGUCAAGUCUGAAUCUCACCAUGCCAGUGUGCAACACCACCGAGCUAAGCGGUGAUUACACAAUUGACGUAGAAGAGUUUCGAUCUUGGGAAGAAGAGGACUGGGAUGACUUUCGAUGGCCCAACAUCAGCAUGUUGUUCGACGGCAAGACUGCAAACUUGACUAUGGAUGCUGUGUUUUCUGCAAGGCCGUAUGUUUGGCCUAAUGCGACGACUGAGUGGUCGGCGCCUACAACUGGCAGCCCUGGUGCGCAUGGUUUUAUGCAAAUUCGUGUCUCUGGGGUUAUUGAUGCGUUUCAUUCGGAUUCGCUCAGUCUUGAAAAUGAGACACCUGUUUGGCAGCGCACAGUGGGUUUCGGGAAUGACUCAUCGAAUAUUGGAUAUGACAGUGCAGCUAUCAAGCUGUCGGCCGAGUUCACUAUCUCUAUGAUGGCUAUUGCUGUAGGUAUCGUGCUACUCUUAUAG